Messenger RNA from Glossina fuscipes, 2589 nucleotides. RefSeq names its product kinesin-like protein KIF18A (gene Klp67A). Gene Ontology annotation, biological process: microtubule-based movement. Lineage: Eukaryota; Metazoa; Arthropoda; Insecta; Diptera; Glossinidae. The transcript is spliced from 7 exons. The record is from RefSeq and is a predicted model, not a curated record. Gene Ontology annotation, molecular function: microtubule motor activity; microtubule binding; ATP binding. Bases 208 to 2535 code for a protein of 775 amino acids.
AUUCUCAAAUGCAACCAUGGUAUGUUCGAAAACAAUGUGAGCAACAUAUUGUGAGCAGGGAAAUAAAUUCAAAUAUAUUAUUUUGAAAGCCGUCGCUUCACUUUGCUUGCCACCGCGAAGAAAAGAUCGAGCAAUAUUUGUAAUAGAGAGAUCAAAAUAGUAGAAUUUUGCACUUUUUUUGUGAUUUACUGAAUCAAUUUAACAGCAAUGGUUGGUGAACAAAAAAAUAUAAAAGUUGUAGUGCGUGUAAGACCAUACAAUCAAAAAGAAUUGGAGCAAAAUACGAAAAGUAUCAUUAAAGUGAUGGAUGAAACAACGCUACUUUUUGAUCCGGAGGAGGAGGAUGACGAAUUCUUUUUUCAAGGCACUAAACAAAAAUAUAGAGAUAUCACAAGACGAGUAAGCAAGAAAAUGAGCAUGGAGUUCGAUCGAGUUUUUGAUGUAGACGCUACAAACUUUCAAAUAUUUGAGGAAUAUACGGCGCCGCUUGUCGACUCGGUUUUGAAUGGCUAUAAUUGUUCUGUGUUCGUUUACGGAGCAACGGGCGCCGGGAAAACUUUUACAAUGCUUGGUAAUCAUACUACACCCGGUCUGACUUUCUUAACAAUGAGCCACCUAUUCGAUAAAAUCGAAGAAAAAAAGAGUGCAUGCCGAUUCGAUGUGGGCGUUAGCUAUUUGGAAGUUUACAAUGAGCAGGUAAUGAAUCUGCUGACCAAAACAGGCCCGCUUAAAUUACGAGAGGAUACAAAUGGAGUUGUUGUGAGCGGUUUGUCUUUGAAACCAAUAUAUAGCGCUGAGGAGUUGCUUGAAUUAUUAGCACUUGGCAAUUACAAUAGAACCCAGCAUCCCACUGAUGCUAAUGCUGAAAGUUCCCGUUCUCAUGCCAUAUUCCAAGUGCAUAUUCGCAUGACAGAGCCUAAAACGGGUAGUAAGCGUAUGGUAAAACUAUCCAUGAUCGAUUUGGCUGGCAGUGAAAGAGCGGCUAGCACUAAAGGAUUGGGAUUACGAUUUAAAGAAGGCGCUAGCAUUAAUAAAUCUCUUUUAGCGUUGGGCAAUUGCAUUAAUAAGUUAGCUGAUGGUCUGAAACACAUACCAUAUCGCGACUCUAACCUCACGCGCAUAUUAAAGGACUCAUUGGGAGGUAAUUGCCAGACAUUAAUGGUGGCCAAUGCUUCAAUGAGUUCCCUAACUUAUGAGGAUACCUACAAUACCUUAAAAUACGCCAGUCGCGCAAAGAAAAUUCGAAGCACUUUGCGACAAAAUGUUUUGAAAUCGAAUAUGCCCAAAGAUUUUUACAUUAAAAAGGUUAACGAGCUUAUGGAAGAAAAUGAACGUCUUAAACGAGCAAACGCUGCUCUUGAACCGAAAAUUGCUAAAGGCAGUUCGUUAGAUGAAGACGACUUUCAGAGGUGGUGCGUUCGUAUUGAUGUCUUAUUUUCCGAGACUUUAAAGGUGCAGGAAAAAUUAAUUGGCUUGAAAAAUCAUACAAAAAUCUUGGCAUUUCGCGACAAACUUAAAACAGCUAUAAGCGAACUUUUUGAAACUUUUCCUGCUGCUUGCAAUGCACAAAAGGAAUGUGCUACAUAUAUAUCAACGACUCCUCGUAACUUGAACAAGCAAAUUAAUAAAUUAAGGGGAGAAAUUGAGUAUUGGAACGAAAAGCUCGCAACCCUUCACGCAGAGUUGAACAAAUUAAAGACUGAGGUGAAGACCGCAAAAUGUGCAAACAAUUUACAAAUAUUUUUAAAAAAAGAGUACAUAUGUCUGCAUAACGCACAACAGUUACUCGGAAGUAAUCAUCGAAAUGAUCUUCAUUUUGAGUUGCAAAGAGCAAUUGAUUUAAGUUACAAAAUCAUUAAGGAUGCAUGUCUAACUAGAGAACAACGGUAUAAGAUUGAAAACCUGCAACAAUGGUUCUACGCAGACAUUUUAAAAAAUAACGAUGACCAUAACAAGGAUUUUAGUGAAUUGGUAAUGACGAAUACGGAAGUUAGUAAAGUGAAUGAUUAUGAGACGUGUGAACAUAUCGACGAGUUUGUCCUUAGCAAAUCAGAUGGUGUAGGUUCUUUAGACGGCGAAGAGAACGUCAAUGAAUAUUUGCUAUCAACAACUUUUAAGACUCAACCUAAUAAAAAACGAUGCAAUAUGAAUGAAACGAAAAUACUAUUUGCACAACCAAAGAAUUCCAACGGAGAUUCAACUUUCGAUGUCUGUUCAACUUCAACUGCAAACAAUACCGAUAAGGAAGCAGCAAAAAAUUUUGUUAAGAGUGUGCUCUGCACUGAAUUAGUCGAUGCUCCCAAAAAUACAGAAAAGUUAAAAGAUGUCCUACUUAAAUCGAAGAAAUUCACACGCAACAAUCUUUUGAGAGCAGUCGCUGUUGGCGUCCAAAAAGAGAAUAAGAAAAUUAGUCCAAAUCGAAUUCGUAAAAGCCCGCGUCAUAUGAUGGCAAAAGCUUCAGGUGCAUCUAUACUUUUGGGAAGACGUUUACCAAUGCGACAAGUAAAUGAAAGUUCAAAUGGAUUGCCUAAUUAGAGAGUUUAAAAUUAUGAGACGUCCAAAUAUGAAAUGGUUGUUUAAAACUGCUUG